AACUUUUCAGCCAAAAAACCUGAAACACGUGGUGGCUCCGGGAUUCCAGGCUUUUCAAUGAAAAGUUUCAAUUUUCAGCAGGAAAAACUUUCCAGCCAGCUGAAACCAGGACAAGGUCCCGCUGGGAAGGCUGGGUUCCCCCUUCGCACCCCCCGGGAUGAGUAGAGGGCAUGGCCCAGAACAAUCCCAAGUAUUCCCUCUCCAGCGCCCCGCCCCGGCUCUUUUCCUUGUCCCAUCUUCCCCUCUGCCUCCUGCCCCGUCCCGCUCCCUGCUGCUUCCCCCAGACGCUCUGCGCGUUCGGCAGGAUCGGCCCUGGCUGUUCUCCCCUCCGGCCAAGAUGCUGCGGCUGCUGUGGUGUCCCGUGCUGCUGGGGUGGGUCACUGCGGGACCAGACACGGCCCCUCAGGCGAGCGACGGCCCCCAGCUCUGGGCCCGGGCCGGCCAGGACAUCACGCUGGUGUGCAGGGCCCGAGCGCCCCCAAAAGCCGACCUGCGUCACCUGCGCGUUCACUGGCACCUCCUGCGGGAGCCGGCGGGGGGCUCCGUGGUGCACAGCUACCACACGGGGGCCGACCAGCUGGGAGACCAGGCCGAGGAGUUCAGGGGCCGGACGCGGCUCCUCCUACAGGGGAUCCGCCAGGGGGUGGUGGCCCUGAGCCUGACCGGUGUGCGGCCCUCGGACAGCGGCACGUACCGGUGCUUCAUCAUGGACAGCCAGGCUGACAGCAUCAUGGACAUCGUCCUCCACGUGGCAGCCCCGUACGAGCCCCCGCAGCUCGCCGUGCUCUCCCGGGCUGGGGGACGGCUGGCCCUGCAGUGCCGCUCCGUGGGGGGUUACCCCCAGCCCGAGAUAACGUGGCACGAUGGGAACGGGACCCGGCUGAGCCAGGACGAGCCGGUGGAGCUGCAGCGGAGCAGACAGGGGGCCUUCGAGGUGUGGAGCAGCCUGUCGCUGACGCCCCGCCCCGGGGGGUCCGUCUGCUGCGCCCUGAGCCACCGGCCCCUGCAGCAGAACAUGAGCGUCUGCAAGACCCUCCCAGCCUCGGAGGAAGGGAGCCGACCCGAGGAGCCGUACGUCAUCCUGGGGCUAACCCUUGGAUCCUGUGCAGUACUUUAAGUACAACAUUUUGGUGGAGAAUGCGAAAGGGGGAGCAAGCAUAGAAUCCACAGUUAUUAUAAAACUGGUGUGCACACCGCCAGCUUUACCAAGCCUGGCACUAUAGGAAAAAGAGCGUAAACUUUCAGUUAAUUAACCAAACUCUGAAGGAUAUAGGAGUUUAGGUUUAAAUUGUGUUGUAGAGGUACAUACACCCUCAGCCGUAGAAAGACUGAGCUAAAGAGGAGAACUUAGUGUUUCUCACUCUGAUCCGGGGAAGGAUUUGUAUAAUUGGUGUAUGAACCCUCGGUGGUAGCAGACCGAGUAAUACAGAGGGAGGCUUAGCGGCUCUCCCUCUGGGCCAGAGUAGGUUAAAAACAUAAGAUGCAGAUCUUGUUCUGUUAAACCAAACUCUGAAAAAUAUAGGCGUUUGGGCAGUGUAGUGUAGUUUAUGUUUGUUUGUUUCGGUUUUUUUGAAAGUAAUAUUGUGGUAAUUUCACAAUUUUGAAAAAAAUGUUUAAGAAACAAAACCAGGAAGGGUGGGGGCUAGUUGGAAAGCCCACCCUCCUUGCUAAAUUGGUAGUGGAACAAGGCUUGUGCCCAUGAAAAGAAACUGUCUAUUAAAAAAAGCAGGAUCGGGCCCAGACAAGCAAUAAAUAAACUAAAAAACAGGUUGGGUACAGAGAGUUAAAACAGCACUCUCAAAUCUUACAGCAGCAGUAACAUCAGAAGAAAAAACAUUCAAGACCCCAAAAGGGGGCAAACCUUUGGGACCCCUCUGGAGAUUGGAAAGGGGGUUAUUUGGGAUAUUUGGGUAAAUUCCUCCUCCCAGGGCCAAAAUGCCGUUGAAACAGUGCCUG
Trachemys scripta elegans is the source of this 1956-nucleotide messenger RNA. RefSeq names its product CD276 antigen-like. Gene Ontology annotation, molecular function: signaling receptor binding; structural constituent of ribosome. Bases 158 to 1117 code for a protein of 319 amino acids. The transcript has 5 exons. Gene Ontology annotation, cellular component: external side of plasma membrane; ribosome. Lineage: Eukaryota; Metazoa; Chordata; Testudines; Emydidae. Gene Ontology annotation, biological process: translation; regulation of cytokine production; T cell receptor signaling pathway. The record is from RefSeq and is a predicted model, not a curated record.